Messenger RNA from Triplophysa dalaica, 1952 nucleotides. It is a transcript of the gene mier1b, whose product is annotated as mesoderm induction early response 1b, transcriptional regulator. Bases 19 to 1539 code for a protein of 506 amino acids. The record is from RefSeq and is a predicted model, not a curated record. Gene Ontology annotation, molecular function: histone deacetylase binding; transcription corepressor activity. Gene Ontology annotation, cellular component: nucleoplasm. NCBI's taxonomy places the organism in Eukaryota, Metazoa, Chordata, Actinopteri, Cypriniformes, Nemacheilidae. The transcript is spliced from 13 exons. Gene Ontology annotation, biological process: negative regulation of transcription by RNA polymerase II.
CUCAACAGCGCUGUAAAUAUGGCGGAGCCCUCCUUAGGGAGUUCAAGCCCAGGAGUUUCGGUUGGUUCGGAUAUCGUUGACUUUGAGCCCUCAGCUGAGAUGUUGUUACCAGAGUAUGAGGAUGAUCACACCCCUGAAGACCACGAGCUGCCUGAAGGAGACAAUGAGAUAGAAGAACUUGAAAAGGAGAGCGAAAUGCCCAUCCAGGAGCUUUUGAACCUCUAUGGCUAUGGCGGAAGCCGUUCGCCGGGAGAAGAAGAAGAGGAGGAGGAUGAAGACGAGGAGGAGGAAGACGAGGAGGAGGAGGAUGUGGAUGGAGAUGAGGAUGAUGAAGACGAAGGAGAGGACGUGGAUAAUGAUGAGAGCAGCAGAAGCACUGCAGAACUAAAGAAAAGCAAGGAUGGAGGGAAGAUCUUCAAGGGUCUGGUGGACGACAGUCACUCCACUGACGGCCGAGCGGGUGCGGCUCCAGCCUGUAACACAUCUGAACUCAUACGAUCUCAGAACCGCAGCUACUUUCAGAAUAAUGAAGCGGACGAGGAAUCAGAAGAGGAUGAAGACUAUGUUCCCUCUGAAGACUGGAAGAAAGAGAUCAUGGUGGGCUCCAUGUAUCAGGCUGAAACACCGUCUGGACUGUGCAAAUACAAGGAGAAUGAGAAAAUGUAUGAAAACGACGACCAGCUGCUGUGGAAUCCUGACGUCCUCCCAGAAAACACAGUGGUGGAGUUUCUCACAGAAGCUUGUCGACGGACGGGAGAGGAGAUGGGAGUAGAUGCUAUUCCUGAAGGAUCCCACAUCAAAGACAACGAGCAGGCCUUAUAUGAGCUGGUGAAGUGUAACUUUGACACCGCAGAAGCGUUACGAAGAGUACGAUUUAACGUCAAAGCAGCCAGAGAUGGAUUGUCUGUAUGGACAGAGGAAGAAUGCAGAAGUUUUGAACAAGGUUUAAAGGCUUAUGGCAAAGACUUUAAUUUCAUCCAGGCCAACAAGGUCAGAACGCGGUCAGUCGGGGACUGUGUGGCCUUUUAUUACAUGUGGAAGAAGUCAGAACGGUAUGAUUUCUUCGCACAACAAACUCGGCUUGGAAAAAGGAAAUACAACCUUCACCCUGGGGUGACGGAUUACAUGGACAGACUGCUGGAUGAGACCGAAAGCACCGCCUCCAGUCGAGCGACCACGCCCUUACCCGCCCCCUCCAGCAGCAGCACCAGCCAAUCAGAGCGAGAGGACGUCAGCGCUCACAAUGGACUCGGGAGUCAUGCGUCCAGCGCAGACUCCACACAGACACUAAGCAGUGUGAACGAGACGAAGAGUGAAUGUCUUCAUUCGAACGGAACGGACAGUCAUGAGGACAGUCAGACAGAUCAUCAGGACUCCAACGGCUGUAAACUCACGGACACCUUCAUCACGGACACUAACGGCUCUUUGAAGCGCCACUUGGACUGCCAGAGUCUCGACAGGCCCACAAAAAAGUGCCGGACAGAAUCAGACUCACUGGUCCUGGUUGAGACGGACCCUUCCAGAGCGAAGGAAGACUGAACCAAAGUUCAGGCCAAAUACAGAAAGCGGGGCGAUGGGACACAGCGCUGUGACACCCGUCCACCCCCAACCCAAAGCCAAGCUGCUCCAAAAACACCACCCUUCAACUCCAACUACAGCCGAUCCAUGCGCCUUUUUCACCAAACCAUUUUACAGAGAAAUGUAUAUUCUAUUUGUAACGGAAUUUGUCUGAUAUUUUUUUACCGACGAGAUAUUUAUAUUUUUAUUAAGACAUUUUGACAAUGGAUGAAUAUGCCAUUAUUAAAGCCAUUAUAUGUUAUUCAUGAGGAGGGUUUGAUGGUGGGCGUGGCCUCGUGUGCAGGGGCGAGGAGAUGAAUUGAAGUCCUGUGCACAAGCAGCGUUCUGCAAGCCCUGGCAGCCGUAGUAAAAAUAAAUAAGCCAAGAGAACCACU